ACAAUUUUGAUGCAAUAGUAUUCGCAUAUAAACUGAGGGAAACUGCAGAGCCAGGCAAAGAUAGGAAAACGUAAGUGACUUUUUGUCUGAACCAACAGCGAGGAAAAACCUUAGAGAGUUCAAAAGAUCGAGCAUGGUUGGUCCAGGCAGACCUCUCUUCGUUCUUUUUGGAUCUUCCAUCGUUCAGUUCAGUUACAGCAACCAAGGCUGGGGUGCGAUUCUUGCUGAUAUAUAUGCUCGCAAGGCAGACAUAGUACUGCGAGGAUACUCUGGCUGGAACUCAAGGCGUGCUUUAAAGGUUCUGCAUCAAGUCUUUCCAAAGGAUGCUGGUGCACAACCUUCGUUGGUGAUAGUCUAUUUCGGUGGCAACGAUUCAAUGGAACCCCAUCCACUUGGCCUUGGCCCUCAUGUACCUCUUCCGGAAUAUGUUGAGAACAUGAAGAAGAUUGCUAUGCAUCUCAAGGGCCUAUCAGACAAGACUCGUGUAAUGUUUCUUUCUACUCCUCCAGUUAAUGAGGAACAAAUAUCUCAAACCCUUGGUGUUCAAGGUCGAAGCAAUGAAGCCUGCCAAAUUUAUUCUGAAGCUUGUUUGAAACUAUGCAAAGAGCUGGAUGUAGAAGGUAUUGAUCUUUGGACUGCAAUCCAGCAAAGAGAUGAUUGGAAGACAGCUUGCUUUACGGAUGGCAUCCAUCUCUCCUCUGAGGGGAGCAAGAUAGUUGCUAAAGAAAUCUUGAAAGCCCUGAGAGAGGCAAAGUGGAAACCAAGUUUAUACUGGAGGACAUUACCAACAGAAUUCGAGGAGGAUUCGGCCUAUGAUCCCAUCUGUCAAGACGGGAGGAGCACCCUAAACAUUUCAGAGCUUGAAUUUUCACGAAGUGUGCAAUGGGAAUAGUCUUCGUUAAUGGCAUCUAGACCUAUUCACUAAAAGUUGGUUUCCUCAAUUGUAGCUGAACAUUGCAUGUUACCAAAGAGGCUCCAAGUUGAUUGUAUUUGAUUUUACACAGAUGCCCUGGAAGCACCCUCAUUUAAACCUUUGGAAUAAAUAAGCCUUUGAAAAUAAAUGACAUAAACUUCAUAUUUAACCCACUUCA
Molecule: messenger RNA, 1091 nt
Organism: Theobroma cacao (cacao)
Lineage: Eukaryota; Viridiplantae; Streptophyta; Magnoliopsida; Malvales; Malvaceae
Product: GDSL esterase/lipase WDL1-like
Source: RefSeq, a predicted model, not a curated record